UCGAAGAGUAAGCGAGUUAGCGAAUUCUCUGUUUCUUGACCUGACCGAAACACUUUUACCUCUCACGUCGACGGAACUAGUAACAGUUGUAGUGAAAAAUGUCUCUUCUACCGUACAUUUUUGAUAACGAGUGGCCGUGGCCUCGACGCAACCGCGUUUUCAACCAGGACUUUGGCUUGGCCCUAACACCUGAAGACGUAUUAUCGCCUGUGGUACGUGGAUCCGGCGACUUCUACAAACCGUUCAGACAACUGGCUCAAAUGACUCAGGACUUGGGAUCGAACAUCAAGUCUGACAAGGAUAAAUUCCAAGUCAACGUGGAUGUUCAACAUUUUGCUCCGGAAGAAAUUAGUGUGAAGACUGCGGAUGGUCAGUUAAUCAUCGAAGGAAAGCACGAGGAGAAACAAGAUGAACAUGGUUAUAUUUCUCGACAGUUUGUGAGACGUUACGCUUUACCGGAGGGCUGUGUACCCGAGAAUGUGCAGUCAAAGUUGUCUUCAGAUGGGGUUCUAACCGUGGUGGCGCCGAAACAACAUUUGGCGGUAAAGGGCGAGAGAGCUGUGCCCAUACAACACACAGGCCCUGUGCGGAAACAAAUCCAGGAUACACCUAGCACUUCUGACGCCAAAAAGUGAAUCAGUUUUAAGACAUUUUAUUUGAAACUGCUUAUGACUGAUUAAUGUUGUUUAAUUCCCAUUCGGCGUAAGUUACUUAGUUUCUUGUAAUUUCUUUUAAGUAAAAAUAAAACAAAAGUAGAUUUCA
Pectinophora gossypiella (pink bollworm) is the source of this 762-nucleotide messenger RNA. RefSeq names its product protein lethal(2)essential for life-like. The record is from RefSeq and is a predicted model, not a curated record. Gene Ontology annotation, biological process: protein refolding; response to heat. Gene Ontology annotation, molecular function: protein folding chaperone. Bases 99 to 635 code for a protein of 178 amino acids. Lineage: Eukaryota; Metazoa; Arthropoda; Insecta; Lepidoptera; Gelechiidae. The transcript has a single exon.